Molecule: messenger RNA, 1050 nt
Organism: Lottia gigantea (owl limpet)
Lineage: Eukaryota; Metazoa; Mollusca; Gastropoda; Lottiidae
Exons: 8
Coding region: 1-1050 (349 amino acids)
Biological process (GO): pseudouridine synthesis
Molecular function (GO): RNA binding; pseudouridine synthase activity
Source: RefSeq, a predicted model, not a curated record
AUGAUCUAUGUCAAGUAUAUUUGGCAUUUACACCUUUCGAUUUGCACAAACAAUGUCACUCCACCAGGUGAUUCACAAAAACAAAAAAAUAUCAUCUGUAUUAUUCUCUUACAUUUUGUGAUUUCAGAUAAAGAAAAAGAAACUAAUAAAGUUAAAAGUAGAUUUGAUGGCCCGGUAGAUAGUAAGGGCUUUAGAAUAUUGAAAUACCAAACACAAGAUUUGACGAAGGAACCAGAAGGAAUUGUGGUUGAUAUUCUCAAGAAAAAUAUUAUUUAUAAUGAAGGUGAUAUUAUUGCUAUUAAUAAACCAUACGGUUUGCCAUCACACGGUGGACCAGGAGUGAAAUUUAGUGUUGGUGGUUUAUUACAUCAGUUAGCUGAAUCACUCAAUGAUCGUGAUAACAGUUUACAGACACUUCAUCUUAUUCAUAGACUAGAUAAAGAAACUACUGGUGUUAUGUUGUUAGCCAAGCGAGCUGCAGUAGCAGAAGAGUUGAGAGAAUAUUUUGUUAAAAGAAAAGUAGUCAAGAAGUAUUGGGUAAUAACAAAAGGUAUUCCUGAUCCUUUAGAAGGUGUAAUAAAAAUACCAAUAACAGAAGGUUCAUUACCAAAUGGUAUACAUAGAAUGAUAUUAAAGCCAGAAUAUAAUAAGAAAUAUUGGGAAGUUAUGAAGAAGAGAAAUGUAGAGGAAGCUCAGGAUGCUAUUACACAGUAUAAAGUAUUCAAACAUCAUCAGUCAGCUGCAUUGAUAGAAUGUCAACCCAUUUCUGGUAUCAAACAUCAAAUAAGAUGCCAUCUUGGUUUUGGGUUAAAUACACCAAUAUUAGGAGACCAUAAAUAUUCUCAUUUUAGUAAACUAGCCCCACAGCGAUUACCACCUGAUAUGCUGACAUCACUUGGUAUCAGAGCGAGUAAAGUACGCCAUGUUCCAAUGCACCUUCAUGCCAAGAGUAUAGUGAUUCCAGAAUUUCAAAAUGGACAAAAUUUAAUGGUAUCUGCCAAAUUACCCAAACAUUUUCUGAUCAAUUUGAGACGCUUAAAAUUGAAUUAA